AUGGUUGACGUGAAUAAGGUGGUGGAUAAAAUCGGAUGCUGGCAUGUCCCCGUUUUCCUCUUGAUCAUACUGCGCUCGUGGCCUCUGAACUUCCACAUUCUCCUCCUAUCGUUCGCCGCUCCGUCGAGACAAGAUCACUGGUGCGCGAGACCAGAGAAUUUCACGGAAAUCUACUCGACGCAAGAGUGGAAGGAUCUGGCGAUCCCGGUAGUCAAUGGUAAAUAUAGCAGAUGCUUGGUGAGGAAAUUCGAGGAGUUCGAAGGGAAAAUCAACUUCCUCAAUGAGACUCAGAAGUGUUCGAGCUGGGAAUUCGACACCACUUACUAUGACUGGACCCUGGUUCGCGAGUUUGAGAUGGUGUGCGACAGAAGUUGGUACGUGUCGGCGUCCCAGUCAGCUUUCAUGGCGGGAAUUAUGGUCGGAAACGUGAUUUUCGCGAAGAUCGCAGACAGAUAUGGGCGCCGGAAAUCGGUUUUGUGGUCCACUCUGUUGAUUCUCGUCUCCGGUACCGUGACGGUUUUCUGUAGAGACUACUGGUCGUUCAACGUUGCUCGUUUUGCGACCUCUAUCGCUUGUGGCGCCUAUCAAUGCACCGUCAUAUCCAUAAUGAUGGAAUCCUUGUCGGCCAACAAAAGAAUGUGGGCCAUGUUAUCUUCUCUUGGUUGGACUUCGGGGAGUCUGAUCCUGCCCUGGACAGCCUACUUCCUACCGAACUGGAACCACCAACAAAUGCUGUAUGCAGCUUCUGCAAUCCCUUGCCUUGUCGUCUGGUACUUCUUACCAGAAUCACCUCGAUGGCUGCUCGCGAGUGGUCGCGUGGACAAGGCCGAAAAGUCCAUGGCCGAUGUGAUUCGGAAGAACAAAGUCAAGGAUAUUGACCUGGAUACGAUGUUCGCCGAUUAUCGCCAGCAAUUAGGGCUCGAAAAAGGCUCAAAGAUCGACCCAGGGAGCAUUUCGAACCCGACCUAUGGAGAUCUUUUCCGGGGCCCGAAGAUGCGGUUUCGUACCUUCUGCAUCCUCAUCAUGUACUUCGCGAAUCGUCUGUUGAUGUUCCACUUGACAUUUUUCUCCGCUCGAAUGGGCGGGAACCCCUUUUGGGGCUUCACUCUGGUCACCAUACUGACGACUCCUGCCGAUGUCCUCACUGUGUUCUUCAUCCGUUACGUGAAGAGACGGCCGUCGAUGUUCGCCUCCUUCGUGGGCACCGGGGUCUUCAUCGUUGCCCUUUUACCCUUCGGUGAAGAGAGUUUUAUGGCCCGCGUGAUACUUUGUACUCUCGCCAAAAUCUUGAACACAAUGGGGGCGUCUAUCUUGGGAGUUUUUGCGAGUGAAUCUUUCCCGACCGUCGUCCGGGCCAUGGGUAUCGGUAGCGCCUACACUGCGUCUCGUAUCGGGGCAAUGUUCUCGCCGUUUUUCAAGGAAUUGACGGACUUCGCUGGGCAAGGUGCUUCUGCUGGUCUCUCGGCGAGCAUCGCGAUCCUAGGCGCGAUAUCAGCCCUGAAUCUACCGGAAACGUUGAACAAGAUGCUGCCGGACGCCUUAGCGGACGUAGACCCUGAAGUUUACGCUCCCGUUAAGGGCAUCAUCAAAGAACGGGAUCAGAGCAGAGGUCAGGAGGAGGCGAUUUAGGUUUAACAAAUUAGCGUCCGGGUUCACUGUUAUGUUGCUCCACGAGAACCAUAUAAAUAUCGAGGU
This is a messenger RNA of Galendromus occidentalis (western predatory mite), 1695 nucleotides long. Its product is annotated as organic cation transporter protein. Gene Ontology annotation, molecular function: transmembrane transporter activity. Gene Ontology annotation, biological process: transmembrane transport. Bases 1 to 1629 code for a protein of 542 amino acids. The record is from RefSeq and is a predicted model, not a curated record. Gene Ontology annotation, cellular component: membrane. The transcript has 11 exons. NCBI's taxonomy places the organism in Eukaryota, Metazoa, Arthropoda, Arachnida, Mesostigmata, Phytoseiidae.